Naegleria lovaniensis is the source of this 1269-nucleotide messenger RNA. RefSeq lists its product as uncharacterized. The record is from RefSeq and is a predicted model, not a curated record. The transcript has a single exon. Gene Ontology annotation, cellular component: katanin complex. The coding region runs from base 1 to 1269 and encodes 422 amino acids. Gene Ontology annotation, biological process: microtubule depolymerization. Gene Ontology annotation, molecular function: protein binding. Lineage: Eukaryota; Heterolobosea; Eutetramitea; Acrasida; Naegleriidae.
AUGUUUGGUUCGGAAUCAAAAGGCAGAGCCAUCAAUCUUCGCAACUUCUCGGCCCACAAGAAACAAGUGUUGUGUUCAAAAAUUGGGCGUAAAUCUGGUCAGAUUGUAGCAACUGGAGGUGAAGAUGCAUUAGUAAAAUUAUGGCAUGUGGCUAACGACGAGCCCUUAAUGUCGUUGGCAGGACAUAAGAGUCCGAUCACUUGUAUUACUUUCAACAGUACGGAGGAUGUUGUUAUUGCUGGCUCAGAGAGUGGGUCCAUUAGAUUAUGGGACUUAAACUCGGAACAGCCAACAUCAUCAAAAACAUUUCAGGGCGGCCAUAGGUCAGCAGUGACUUGUGUUGAUUUUCAUCCUUUCGCUUCUGAAUACUUUGCAACAGGAUCGCUUGACACAAACGUAAAAGUAUGGGAUUCAAGAGUUAAAAAAGACGUGCAGUCACAUAGAGGAGAAUCAGAAAAUUAUAAGGAACCAAUUUCAUCGUUAAGAUUUACCCCAGACGGCAAGUGGAUUGUCGCCGGAGGAGAAGAUGGAACCAUCAAAAUUUAUGAUAUCACAACUGGUAAAAAGUUUGGACAAAUUCAGAGUCACAGAUCGACAGUUACCACCAUUGAUUUUCACCCCUCUGAAUUUUACUUGGCAACAGGAAGUGCAGACAGAACUGUUCAAGUGCUGAGCUUGGAGGACACAAUUGAGGUUGUUUCAAAGUCUGACAUUUUCCCAUCAGGAGUGAAGUCAGUACAAUUUAGUCCUGAGGAUGGAUCAGUGCUGUUAUCUAUCUGUGAUGAGGGAAUGAAGGUUCAUGCUUGGAACUCUGCCAACAUGCGUUGUAUAGAUACCAUUGAUGCCAAGUGGGGUAACAUUAGCGACGUCAAUCUUCAUCAAGGUCUUAAUCAAAUAUUUGCAGUAAGUGCCAAUCCAACUGUAACGGGAUAUGUAGGUAUUUGGGUGAUACCAGUUGAUUCUGUGAGGCCGUGGUACAAUGGUCAAGAAGACAAGAAGAUGCAUUUCUCUCCUCAAGUGACCAAGGAAAUGGUAAAUGAGACUCUUAAUAGCUCAACUGAGGAUGUGUUAAAUGAAAUACGAAAUAGAAAACCUGUGAGUGUGGCAACUACAACCACCAACAGAGGAGAGGUUAUCACAGUGACCAAAGUUUCUGGGAAAGAAGAACACCUGUGUUGGGCGGACCUCAAACACCACCAAGUGAGGUUAUCGUAUCGUCGAAAAGAAAGGAGCCAGCCAAUAUUGAUAUUGAUUCUUUCGUUCCAGUAA